UCGCGUAUAGCGAAUAUAAACUUUCGAAUCAGAAUUGUCAACUUAAUCAUUAGAGUAAAAUGUACGAGUAAUGUAAUAGUUUUAUUAGGAGUUCAUACAUUGUGCACUAGAUAAGAUAAAAUUAAGUGAUAACCAAAAUUUCUUAUUUUUUUUUUUCUUUUUUGCAAUAGUCAAAUCAAAUAAAACAAUUAUUUCUAAAAUUGGUUUGGUCUAGAUUGGAAACUAUUAACGAGAUAUGAUUUUAUGGUAGCCAUUAAAAAGUCUUCCGAGUAUGAAUUGGUAGAAAUUAGAAUAAACAACAGUAGUGUUACACGUAUAAGCACCUCAUCCUAGUUUGCAUGCAUGGUGACACCUAUACAUUCAUUUCAUCACCUUUCCUCCAUUAUAAAACUAACCAUACUAAAUUCCAAAAGCGGCAACCAUUUUCUAGCAAAGUAAAAAGUUUAAAAACAAUUACAAAACCAGUAAAAAUUUCCAGAAAUAAAAAUGUCUGGAAAAAACAAUAGUACUUACACUAGUAUUGACAAAACCAACCUCUUAAACCCAGAAAUUGACGAAGAAAACCAAAUGUUUAGAAGAAGAAGAUCAGAUGAAGAUGAUAAUGAUGAUGAAAGAGCCCAAAAUGAAGAUAGGCCCAAGCCCAAAAGCCCAACAUGGAAGGGAGAGAGUGCUAAGAGUGUUGUUUAUGGAGGGUUAGAUGCUAUAGUCACCUGUUUUUCACUUAUCUCAUCUAUCUCUAGUGGUGGCAGUAUGUCAUCUGUCGAUGUUUUAGUGUUAGGAUUCGCGAAUCUAGUGGCCGAUGGGAUUUCCAUGGGGUUUGGGGAUUAUUUGAGUAGUUCUACUGAGAAGGAGAUGGCUUCUAAGGAAAGAGAUGUAACACAAUGGGAGGUUGAUAAUCAUGGUUUGUCACAAAUUACGAAUUUGGUUAAGCGGUACCAAGAGCUUGGUAUGGAUCCCCAAGACGCUAAUAUGGUGGUAGAAAUAUUUUCAAAGUACAAAAAUAUAAUGGUGGAUGAGAAAAUGAUGGGUCAAAAGGGGAUAAUGCCACCAGACCAAGAGGAGAAGCCAUGGAAGAGUGGCUUAGUCACCUUCACUUCCUUCCUACUCUUUGGGUGUGCUCCGCUUCUAUCAUUUAUCAUCCUCAUUCCUUUCACCAACAACGAUACCAUCAAGUUCAUCGGCGCUUGCAUACUGUCCGUCCUCGCCCUCACCCUUCUAGGACUCGCAAAGGCGAAGAUCUCCGGUGGAAGUUAUACGCUCUCGGCUCUCAUGACUGUUUCUAAUGGUGUCAUUGCUGCUGCUGUUGCUUAUGCCAUUGGAUGGAGUCUUAGAAAUCUUGCUGGCCUAGAAGAGCCUUAGUUAUAUUGUGCACUCCUUGAAGCUAUGUUCAAAUAUUUUUGUAGUUGUAUUAUACAUGGGGGAAAAUUGCACUACAUAAUGGUUUCAAUUUUGAUGUUUAUUAUGUAGUGAGAUGAAAAAUUUUGUGCUUCUAAUAUACUACUACCAUGUAUUGGUCGUGUACUCUUAAGAAAAAUCUGAUUGAUAGAAUUGUAUUG
Molecule: messenger RNA, 1556 nt
Organism: Chenopodium quinoa (quinoa)
Lineage: Eukaryota; Viridiplantae; Streptophyta; Magnoliopsida; Caryophyllales; Amaranthaceae
Product: protein CCC1-like
Exons: 2
Coding region: 487-1359 (290 amino acids)
Biological process (GO): intracellular manganese ion homeostasis
Cellular component (GO): membrane
Molecular function (GO): iron ion transmembrane transporter activity; manganese ion transmembrane transporter activity
Source: RefSeq, a predicted model, not a curated record